UGCUGUGAGUAGUAAAACUCGCGCUCACGCCUCACAGUGCGAGGUCCUCUAGCUGUGUGGAAAAUGCUAGUGGUAAGCUGCUCCCGGCCACGGCUCCUGCUAGCUGCUCUGCUGUGUCUGUGUAGUUGGAUGACACUGACAGUGGAAGGACUGACUAUAACUGUGAAUAAUGGUCAAAUAUCCGUUUCUAAUGACAGCAUGACGAGGAUCAGUGUGUAUGACUUUGAGUUUGUGAAUUCAAAUAGUGAUUUCAGUAGAGCUAUGAGGUGUCAGUCUGAACGGUCUGUCUCUGAAGUCAGUCUUACUUAUGUAUGUCAUGUUGGUGAUGGAGAUACUCCAAUCCCUUGUGUUUGGCCAGAACCAGAGUACAUAGGGUUUACUAGUUUAUCAAGUUGUUGUGUAACUCGAGGAUGGAGUGGAAGGAGAGUAGUCGAAGGUGGUUAUAGAGUACACUACUUGUGGAGAAGGAGGGAAACUCCACAGGAAGGGUAUAUCAACUGUCAUAUGAUUAAUGACACUAACCCUGUAUUAGGACUGUACGUCCUCUACCCCAUCACUGAGGUAACUGCAGCUAUUGAGGUGGAGGCAGGAACAUUGACAUUCAGAGUGAGGUGUAACUCCACUGGUGGUAGAGCUCUCAACAUGGCCGUCUCUGGACCUAAUGGAUACAACUCUGACAUCAGUACCAACAUACAGCCAAUUGGUACUCCAGAGUUUCUGAGUAAUGACAGGUACACUGCCAGGACAGAAGUCAUAUCCAGUGGCAUGGUUGGAGAUGUAUUCCAGUGCAAUGUCACUAACUUUGCAUCACACUUUAGCAGUGUGACUUUGAGAGCUGCUGCUUCAACCAUCACUGGACUAAUGCAAACUGCUCUUACCACUGUCGUGGUGAUGUGGACCCCACCACCAGAAGCCGCGGUGAAUGGAUACACAGUUCGCUACCGUCUUGCCAGUGGUAAUGGCGGUGAUGGGACUAUGACUGUUAGUCAAGGCUCCACCAGUACUCCAAUCAAUGAUCUCACUAACGGAGAGACAUACACCUUUUCAAUUGCGGCUAUUGCCAGCAACAUGCUACCUGGAGUAUCGGAGGAGAUGAAUAUUACACUGGCAUCUCCUGACACUCCUGAAGGUGUGUUGACUGCUGCAGAAUCAUCCGCAGUCACUGUGUCCUGGGGGGGAGUGGAUGAUGUUGACAGAUAUACUGUCACAUUCUCCAUGGCUCAGGGAACCAAUCAGCAGGGACUAUGUUCUACUGACUCUCAUACUGCCACUCUGACAGUGGAUGUUCCCUCCACUACUGUCAGUAUUGCUGUAGGAGGAGAUGUGGGGUCAACAGUGACUGAUAGUUGAGAGCCUACACCACAUAUGAGGUGACUGUGGAGGCAGUCAGUGAUGUUCGAGGUACCAGUCGACCCAGUGAGACCAGGAGAGUUCUAACACCACAGACAAGUGCAAGAGAGGCUCCUGGGGAUGUGAGAGCAGAGGCUGAGAGCUCCACUGAGAUCUCUGUCCAGUGGAGUGGCCUCUCCAACUGUAGACUGGUCAAUGGUCAAAUCACUCAGUACAGAGUUCAAUAUGAGACUUAUUCCACGACUGAGACUAGAGACUAUACUCUGGGAGAUGGUGAAGACUGGAGGAGUGGAGGACGAGUUACUCUGACUGGACUGACUCGCUCCACAAACUACUCCAUAUCAGUAGGUGCUGUGAAUGAGAAUGGAGAUGUUGGACUCUACUCUGACCCUGUGACAACAAUGACACACCAAUGUAAAGUGUGUAGUUGUGAAUCUGCUGGUAGGCCUACUUGGUGUAGCAGUGGGUGUCUCUGGACUCAUCGGUGGAGCAGUUAUUGUCAAAAGACACAGACCAGCUGAGGUCAAGGGAGAUAUGGCUACAGGGGCCAGCCCAGCGUAUGGUAUGAGUGGUCCUCAUGGGAAACCAGCAGAGACUGAAGGAGAGUAUGAGAAUCCUCAGUACACCCAGCCACCAUCUGGGUCUGAGGGGGUUUAUUAGGGUGUGAAUUGACGUAACCCCUACCUACAGCUAUUUUGUCUUGUACUUGUUAGUCAUGUAGUGACAUUUGUUUUUGACUGCUACAAGUGGCUAAAGAUUGCAGUUAUAU
Molecule: messenger RNA, 2119 nt
Organism: Geodia barretti
Lineage: Eukaryota; Metazoa; Porifera; Demospongiae; Tetractinellida; Geodiidae
Source: the annotation of a GenBank genome assembly